Messenger RNA from Conger conger (European conger), 4064 nucleotides. Its product is annotated as RNA-binding Raly-like protein. The transcript is spliced from 8 exons. Gene Ontology annotation, molecular function: RNA binding. Gene Ontology annotation, cellular component: nucleus. The coding region runs from base 194 to 847 and encodes 217 amino acids. NCBI's taxonomy places the organism in Eukaryota, Metazoa, Chordata, Actinopteri, Anguilliformes, Congridae. The record is from RefSeq and is a predicted model, not a curated record.
AGUAACACAGCAGACGGCGUUCAGAGUGGCUGCAGCGAGCCAGAGGCGAUCGCCGCAACCAAAAAAAGAAGAAAAAAGGGAGAGACGAACGGAGAGAGAACGAGGAAACGACCUGGGCCAUUUCCCCCCGCUUCUAGCUUUCCACCUCGCUGCCGCCUGCCCGCUGCCUCCUCCGCCUGCUGUUCCCCCUGCUAUGACCCUGUUUAAGAGCGAACAUCGCAGCCCGAGACACAUUAACAUGACUGGAGAGCUCAAAUCAAGCCGCCCCAAGGCAGGACCCAAGAGGCCAAGCAGCGCGAUGUAUGGAUCUGACUACGACCUGGAAUACGAGUGCUACCAGGACGACUUCUAUGACAGGGUGUAUGACUACCAGCGCGUUCCUGCCUCCGUGACCUCCGUCCCGCACGGGCCCGGCCUGGCCAAGCGCUCCCGCACCUCCUCCUCCGGGCUCCGCCGCAGCCGCGACCGACCGCUGGCCAAGGGCAGCUCCCGCACCGGCUCCUCCAGCUCCAGCAGGGCCAAAUUGAAGAUGGAGGAGUUGCAGACGAUAAAGAGAGAGCUGACUCUGAUUAAGGUGCAGAUCGACGGGCUACUGGAAAGCCUGGACAGGAUGGACAGACAGAGGAGGGACCGCACUGGGUCCCCCCCAACUCGUGAGGGCAGUUUGACGGGUUCGCCCUACCUCGGCCCGGCCAGCAGUCCGGAAGGCACCCCCAACAGUCACAGCCCCCACCGCCGGGCCCGGAGAGACCGGGAGGGGGGCGAGAGCCCGGAGCUCGGGGAGGCCAGCGAUGACGACCGCCACACGAUUAAUCAUCACAGCUCAGACCUGGAGGAUGACAUGUGAGAGUCUACAGCUCAGCUGAAGCAGGAGCCCGUGACAGAGCUGAACGCACUAUACAUGGAGGGGGGAGGGGGGGAGUGACCAUUGCCAGUCCAGCAGUUGCCAUGGAAACGCCUAUCUCCAGCCUCACCCACCUUGUUGUCACAGGACUCGAGUUAUCUGUUGUACAUUUGUAAAAAAAAAAAAAAAAAACAAAACAAAACAAAAAAAAAAACGCCACAACAACCCCCCUGGUGUCCCGCCCUCAUACUGACCUUGUUCAUCUUUUCUCCCAGAAUGCAUAGGGCCACCACACAUCCAUCACUUCCUGUUUGAGUGUGUCUCCAUGGUCGUCCGUCUUUAGAAGAGUUGUGGCUGUGCUCCUGCGAAAAAUUUACCAUCUGUGACGAACGUACUGGCAUGAUAAUUACAGCUUAUUUGGAGAAAUGAGGUUCAUAUCUCCUACAGAUGUUCUCCCCUGGGAUUAGUGCUCUGAACACAAAGACACCUACAGGCAAGCACACACACACACACACACACACACACACCGAUUGUAUCUGUUUAAAGCAAUUAUAAAGCAGAAUAGGAAAGUGAAAUUAUUUGAAAGAUUAUAAUCCCUCUUUGCAAAGGUCACCACAUAUGCAGAAUACAGAUUAAAUCGAGACGAUGGUCUUGUCAGUUUAAAUAGAUUUGAGCCCUGAGGAGUGUAUACAUAUAUAUAUAUAUAUGUAUAUAUAUAUAUAGAGAGAGAGAAAGUUUUCUUGAACUGAAAGGCUCAGGCUUUGUGACUUUGUGUCAAGGCAUGAAAUAUCUCCCUGUAAAUGUGCAUAAUUUAGCCGUGAUUCUGCCCUGAGCACCGCACAGGUCUCUGUGCUGUACUGGCUUUAUCUGCACCAGGGCCCUGUUUAAUGCUGUCAGCUAAAGCCUGUCAGUAUGACAACAGCUGUCAACACACUGUUAUCAGCCAGGUAUUAAUCGCAGAUCUCUGCAGUCGUAGGGCUGCAGGGUUUGUGCUAAAAUGGCUGCCUGGCGUCCCCGGCGUCCCUUUUUGCUGAUAUCACCCGGUACUUUAAAUAGGACUUCCAUCAGAUUUUAAUUUGCCUUUUGACAACAAGGUCUUCUCGCGCAGUGGUUCCCACACUUAAUAAUGGGGACCCACCAAGUACGCUUUUGUUACAGCUAAUCUCUCAACCAUUUGAGAUUGCUGAAAAUCUAUUUUCUCUUUAACAUAAUUUAACAAAAGGCAAGUUUGGCUUGUUGCCCUUUCAUUGACUUUGAACAGAAAUGGUUGGAAUAAAUAUAUUAGUUGAUUUGACUGAAUAAAUGUCCUUGGAUGUAAACAAGGAACAAAUUGUAUUGCCAUAGUGGGUAUCACUUUCUCCGACAGUAUGGCUUUAAUGUAGCCAUGAAGGACAAUUGGCAGCUAGGCAUAAUUAUGGUUGUGAUAACAGUUAAAAUGAAAACUAAGAUAGUGGGCAUACCACAGUGGGUUCCUCUGACUGAGUUUGGGAACCACCGCAGUGGCGUUUGGUGUGGUGAUCAUCAGCUUUAAUCAUCUGUGUUUGUGACAUGAUGAGCUGAUCCCAGGGUUGGCUGCUGGCACAGACAUUAUGCGAUCGUUUUGGGCCACAACCAUCCCUGUGACCACACACCGCAAAACAAAACAAACAAAAAAAGUCAGUCUCAACAAGGAUUUUAUUCUCAAAAUCUUAUUUCUAUCACUUUUUUUUUCUAAAUAAGGCAGUUCAAUUAAUUUCAAGAUUUGCCAAUGGGGUAAGAAAAUUUCACUUGUCAAGCAAACAGUAACUUAAAAUACAAUUAUACUUUUCUCUUGAUAGUGGAAAAAAAAAAAGUCUCAUAAGUCUCAUAAUAAGACAAAAACACUUGCUAAGACAGAUGUUUUUUGCAGUGCGCAAUAAGGGCCACCCCACAAGGGGUCUUAAAUGCCACCGAAAACAUUGGGCCGCCUUAUCUGUGGUGCGUCUGUGUGUGUGUGUGUGUGUGUGUGUGUGUGUGUGUGUGUGUGUGUGUGUGUGUGUGUGUGUGUGUGUGUAAAGACCUUGAAUACAGCCACACUACCCAGUGCUCUAUCCAUUGACAGUUCUUGAAGAAGCUCUCUCACUGAGUUCGAUCGGAGUCUAUAAUCUGUGAUUUGGCUCAUUGUCCAAGCCUGUAAUGGCUCCGUGCCAAACGCUUUUCCCUUCACUAGAGCUCUAAGCCCUCAAACAGACUCUUUUAAACUGACAAUAAAACCGCCAUUAAACCUUUUAAGCAUACACACACUUUAACUAAGUGCAUUUGUUCCUAGAGUUAGCCAAGUUUAAUCUCAAUCCAGUGUACUAUUGAUUAGAGCUGAAGCUUUCAAUUAAACAGAGACAUUAUAAGCUGUAAAAGAAUACAUAAAUAAAUAAAAAAUGAAUUCAUAAGUAAAUCAGACCACACAAUCUGUGGUCCCUCUUGGUGAUGUCUGGCAAAGUCCCAGGUGAGUUUCGAACCUUUCUGAGAAAAUCCUGUUGUGUUCAUCCGUGUGUUGAGAAUGUCUGCGGCAGGUGACUGAACUGUGGAGACGUUAUACAACUGUGUGCAGAAGCUGAGCCCCAUCCGCCUCACCCCUGAGCUAAAAAGCCUUACUUUAGGGGGAGAGAAACCCAGCCUUUUCCGCAUUUCUUUUCAAAAACACGCAUCACUUCACAUUGUGGAUACACGAUACAAGGUUAUCAACAAACAUGAACCGUGCUCAUUCUGCAAAUGGUUACUGCUUUGUCAUUAGAAAAGGUGUUUGUAAAUUAUUAUCAGUGUAAUUAAAUUUUAAAAAAUAUCAAAGCAUGGCUCUGCUAGCAAGCUGCUGUUGUUGAAAUAGAGGGAGUGGGACUGUCUCCUUUCCGGCCUGCCAGGCAGAUCGCUACGUCCGUGUCUGUCCGUGUGUAACGUGUAAUAGACGAUAUAAACCCACUUCUCCUUCCAUGUCUAAGGUGCUGUGGACUGAUGAUCUGACUGGGUUGAUGUGUAAUAUUGUGUAAUAUUUUAAACUUUCUUGUAUUUGGUCAGAUCAGUCUGAUUCUAUCCUGUAUUUGUUUUUGUUUCAUUAUUUGAAAACUAUUUUGUUAUCCUCUACUUCCAGUGCUGUUUGGUAGGUUUUUUUAUUUGUAUAAUUAAUAAUUUCUUUGUUUGCAUUCAUAAAAAGCUGAGUGGAAACGCAUAAACAGUAAUAGUAGUAAAGGUAUUUUCAUAUUGAUUAUAA